AUGGCCUCUGACCCGACUGCAGUGCUGCAGCAACUUCAUGGUCAGAUAGCCGCAUGGGAUGCCGUGCAGGAUGAGCUGCUGCUGCGGGCGCUGCAAUCCUUAAGAGAUGGCAUUCUCAGGCGAGCAGAGAUUACAGAGGAGAAGCUGCAAAAGACGGCCCGCCGUGCGGAGGCUGUGGGCCUGAAGUUGCGCAAGGCCUCGUGUAGCCUGGAAGUCUUGGCACAGAGCCAGUUCCUAGAGCACCGCGUCGAGGCAGAGGAGGACAGUCUGGAGGCCUCUGUGGACGCACUGCCAGAGGACAUCUGGUCGAACUUAGACUUGGAGGUGGCACCCGAGGCUGAGAUCGAGGCGGUCCGCCGAGCCUUCAGUCUAGGUCAAGACUUUGCCCAGACCAAGGCGGACGAUGCCUGGCCAUCCCUGCCCUUGGUGAUUGGAAGCGAGGCCUGGCAUAGCAGCUGGGAUGCUCCUCAGUCGGUGGCGGAUUUCCUGGCAGACGAUGUUCCGAGCCCUCCGCAGCCAGCCCUCCAGGAGGACCACGAAGAGCAGGCAGAAGCACGGGAAGAGCAGUCACAGGCCGAGCAUGAAGAAGAUCAGGCACAGGAGAACUUGUGCGAUGAAGACGAGAGCCGCGUGCAACCCAAAGUGGUUUCCGAGGAGGCUCCCGGAGACUUGGUGUCCUCCUUGAAUGCGCUCUUCGCGAAACGAGGUGGCCCGCUGGAGGGUGAAGACGCCGGUCCUCCACUUCCCGUGCCUGUUCCGAAGGAAAAGGGGAAGGGCAAAGGCAAAGGCAAAGGCAAACCAGCCGGGAAGCCUGCUUCGAGGCCUGCGGCUAGCCUCUUCGAUGCAGACGACAGCUUACCUGUGCAAAGUCAGCCAAGCAGCUUGGGGCCAGCAUCACCACAGAAGAGCGGAACAUCUUCUCUAUUUGAUGAUGAGCCUUCGCCAGUACCAGCAGCCGCUUCGGCAGGGCCGACAGCAAAUCCGAAGGCUUUGGCCUUGAAGCCUGGCAUGUCGUCGCUCUUCGAUGAGCCGACCCCUGCUCCAGCCCACAAGGCAUCGCCUACAAAAAGUGGGGCAUCAUCGCUUUUUGAUGAUGAUGGAGAUGUGCUGCCAACACCAGCCAAGGCGCCUUUGACUUUGAAACCUGGAAUGUCCUCACUCUUCGACGAUGAGCCGGUCACCCGAGCUCCGCCCGCACAGCCAAAGGUGCCUGUGUCGAAAGCGGGAUCGCUUUUUGAUAGCGAGCCUAAACACCCAGCACAGCCGAAGGCACCGGUCUCCAAGGGCGGAGGGCCAGCGCUGAUCCCUGGGCCUCUGGUUCCGGCAAAGGCACCGGUGUCAAAAAGUGUGGCAUCAUUAUUUGACGAUGAUGACGCUGUGCCGGUACCGGCAAGCCUCAAAACCGUCGCGAAGGCGCCUGCGGCACCACGUGUCCACGAUCCGCUCUUCGACGAUGAGGAUGCCAAACCUGUGAAGCCAAAAGCCCAGGUCGCGGCAAAGGCAAGUGGAGCUCCUCCGGCUCCUUCGGCUUUUCCGGGCCCUUUGGGACCUUUGGGCCCCAGCUCGGGCCCGGCAUCCGAAGCGCCCCAGCCUGGCAAGAAAGCAGCAAGCCACGGUUUGUUUGACGACGCCCAAGCUUUGCCAACUGUGCCCAAGAAGCCGAAGGCUACCUCUCUCCUUUUCGACGAUGCGGAGCCUCCCCGGCAAGUCAGGAGUUCAGGCGAGGUUGCCCGUGUUGCGGGAGACCUGCCCUCAGGGCAAGGUGUGGGUCUGCUUGCAGCAGUGGCAGCUUCGCAAGCAGCGCCAACGCAGAGAGAGGUCGUGUCGGAAACCGAGCACCCCGAGGCAAAAGCAAAGCCGACGGCCAGGGCUCUUUUCGAGGAGCCAUCUGAGAGAUUGGAACCAGUUUCGAAGCCAGUUCCAUCAGCUCCUCUGGGCGGCUCUAAGCCAAGACCUGCGGCCGAAGCAUCUCUCUUCGGCGAUGAGCCAGAGUCGGCAGGCGUGAUGUCCCUGUUUGGCAACAAGCCUCCUCCUCGGCCAUCGGCGAGUGCAGUGGCGACCCUGUUUGAGGGGUCGGAGGCAGCUGCCACUGGCGGAGGUGGACCUUGCAAGGCCGAAACAGACAAGCCUGCCCAGCCUGCCAAGCCUGACAGAUCUUCCUUGUUCGGGGGCAGUGCCAGAAGUGUGAUGGCAUCCAUCUUUGAUGAUGACGACGCAAAGCCUUCUGCGACGUCCCUGCUCAGCAGACCGAGCCAAGCUGAACCUGUCGGAGUACCGGCAAGACCGGCAAGACCGGCAAGCCCUGGGCCUGGCCCCGUAAUGUCUGGAGCAGAUCCCCACGUUCACGACGAAGAUGCGAGCCUCGGGGCCCAGUCGGCACCCCAAGCACCGCACCAAGCGGCGGAGCCUCGGCUCUCGACCGCAACGCCUGCACAGCAGGCGCACGAGGAAGCUGCGACGGAAGUGACCCCAGCGCAGGCGAAUUUGGCGACAUCGGCGACUUCAGCCGAAGCUGGCCGCGACAUCUCGGUGAAGUCCACCGCCGCUGGUCGCUUGGCGGCCCUUCGACAGCGGAUCUCUUCAGGAUCAUCGGGCUCUGACAGUGACGCAGCCUGGGAGCCCAAUCCAGCCAAGCCAGCAUCCGCUCAGUCCGCACAGCCCGGUCUCUUCGGGACAUCUGCUGAUCGCAAAGAGCCGAACACAGGCCCUCCUCCCCAGCAGCGCUCGUCAGAGAAAGAGACCACACCUGCACACACUGCAGACCCCCCAACAACUAGCUCUGGCUUGUUUGCGGAUUCCGAGGUACGGUACAGUCCGCUUGUGCCGGCUUCUGACACACACGUCACGGAACCACCAACGCACGAGACAGAGCCGACUUCAACGGUUUCUAGGUUAGUGAAAGAGGAGCAAGAGGAGCAAAGAGCCGAACCCAUCUUGGCGACUACCAGUGGGCCACCGCCCUCCAGUGCCUCACACAGGGCAAGUGCCAGCGAAAGCGAGCGGCCCAGCCUGUUUGGCGGAGCCUCGAUCGGCCGGACCAUGAACAGUAUCUUCGAUGAUGAUGACGAUGUCUUCCUCAAGCCAGUCCCCUCGGGAAAGGCAGCGCCACCGCGAAGCAGUCUGAGUUCCUUGUUCGGCGAUGAGCCUGCGCCCAGCAAGGGCGUGCAGGCGGCACCAGCUUCCCUGACGCCGGCCUUGGCCGAUCCUUUGCGGACUGGCGGCCAAGGCCAAGGCCAGCCGAAGAUGGAGAGUAAGGGGGAGCAGAAAACUGAAGACGUGCAAAGCCCGUCGAGCAAACUUGAUCCACUGGGUGGACUGCGAAUGAAGCCACCCCUAUGA
Molecule: messenger RNA, 3339 nt
Organism: Symbiodinium natans
Lineage: Eukaryota; Dinophyceae; Suessiales; Symbiodiniaceae
Source: the annotation of a GenBank genome assembly